AUCACUACCAACGUAGGAAAAUCCGGAACUCUUGUUUGUGCUGUGUUGUUGAAGUCCGGAAUCUUUUCAAUGAGAAACCCGUCUCUACUAGAAGACAUUUCAUUAAGAAACCUCAGCGGUCAUUCGGUCCAGGAGGUGUAUCUUUCUUUUAUUAUUUCUUCUUGAGAAAUGACGCUUUUUCAUUUCGGGAACUGUUUUGCCCUGGCUUAUUUUCCAUACUUCAUAACAUACAAAUGCAGUGGAUUAUCAGAAUACAAUGCAUUCUGGAGAUGUGUCCAAGCAGGGGCCACUUACCUCUUUGUACAACUAUGCAAAAUGCUGUUCCUUGCUACAUUUUUUCCUACCUGGGAAGGCGGUGCUGGUGUAUAUGACUUUGUCGGGGAAUUUAUGAAGGCCACAGUGGACAUGGCAGAUCUGCUAGGGCUUCACCUUGUCAUGUCCAGAAACGCUGGGAAGGGAGAAUACAAAAUAAUGGUAGCUGCCAUGGGCUGGGCCACAGCUGAACUGGUUAUGUCAAGGUGUAUUCCUUUAUGGGUCGGGGCUCGAGGGAUUGAGUUUGAUUGGAAAUACAUCCAAAUGAGCUUCGAUUCCAACAUCAGUUUGGUUCACUACAUCGCCAUGGCUGCAGUAGUGUGGAUGUUCACGCGGUACGACCUGCCGAAAAGUUUCCGCUUGCCAGUGACUGUGCUGUUGGGGCUCUGUGUGUACAAGGCAUUUUUAAUGGAGUUGUUUGUUCAUGUGUUUCUCCUGGGCAGCUGGACGGCUCUGUUGGUGAAAGCGGUGUUAACAGGUGCCAUCUCCCUCUGCUCGCUCUUCCUUUUCAUCACACUGGUUCACAGCAACUGAGGCUUUUCUUAUGUUGCCACACAUUCAAGUGUUUUGUAAGAAAACUCCAUAUUAAGUGUUUUGUCUGUCAAUGGGGCCAGUGAGAUGAUGUCAGUGAUGUCCGUUGUAUUUUUUAUUUGUCUUUAUAAUGAAUUAAAAUAUACAAAAAUAACCCAA
Molecule: messenger RNA, 1002 nt
Organism: Pangasianodon hypophthalmus (striped catfish)
Lineage: Eukaryota; Metazoa; Chordata; Actinopteri; Siluriformes; Pangasiidae
Gene: tmem147
Product: transmembrane protein 147
Exons: 8
Coding region: 169-846 (225 amino acids)
Source: RefSeq, a predicted model, not a curated record